AAAUAAUUUGAGGUAAUGUAGAUGAAGAAGGUGUAGCGGAGUUUUGACUAAUGAAAUGUAAUGUUAAUUGCUAUCCUUUUAUGCCUGUUGACAGAAAGCACCGUAGGGGGGAGCAUCGUUGGGGAGCUUUAUAGAGUCCAGCGUUUACAAGGCCAGUGCUCAGCAUGGUGCUAUGAGAAGUAUGGAGUCUGGGCACCUGCCCAACAAACGCUGACCAAGUCCAACACGGAGGAACGUAACAUCUAUCAGUGUAACCCGGAAGUAGAUGAGCGAGGAGAUUAUGUAGAGCCUGAUUGUUGGUACUGUGAUAAAGGUUGCGAGAAAGAGUUCUACAGUCGAGCAGACUGCUAUGCGGGUUGCAAUAACAAGGAAACUUGCAAGUUGGCGUGCCGACACCAUGAGACAAUGUCCAGAACGAAGAUUAACAUAGAAGAGCUGACUGCAAAUCUGUCUCGGAAUGUUCCGCAUGAUAUUUACGAGGAGGCAGACAAGAGGAAUCAUUCUACUAUCUCGGUAUGGUGGAACCAUGUGAGCCUAUUUGAUGAGCGGGAGCCAGUUGUUUACAUGGUCUUCCUACUCAACUAUACUUCUGACAAUCCCGAUGAACAGCCGGAAGGAUUGUACAUUGGCCACACCCCUCACUACAUAUUCCCUGCUGAACCCCUCUCACCGGACUACUGUUACCGUAUCAAGAUAUUAACUGUCGGAAACAGACACGGAGUUCUGGGUCAUGCUGUUAGCAGUAGCAAGUUUGCAACUGAUGCUCUGAUCCACGUGACGAACAUUACCACAACGGCUGCUGAUAUUUGGUUUAAGAUGCGACACUGCGAAUCUAAGAUAAUAUACACCAUACGUCUAGUAUGGGGGGACAAUGUAUUUACAGACUUGACAGAAUUUUCUAGUCAAGAGAAUAAUAUCUUCAAAACACGUGCUCCUGAUUUGCAGCCUAACAAGGCUUACCGAGUUGUGGUUCACAGGCACUUCUCUAAUGGUGAUACUAAAUUCUCCUUCUACGGUGACUUCACGACACUACCAGCAGCCCCCAGACACCGCCGUUAUAAUAUUAAACACCAUUGUUACAGACGACGAGAUUAGUUACAGCUACAAGGUUGAAGAUCUGGACAAGCUUUAUGUUUCAGAAAGUGAGAUACAGAGCUAUAUCCUGAAAAUAAGAGCUGAGGAUGAGGUUGAUUGGGUUGAGAAGCCAAUCUAUAACUCAAUGUCAACCGGUCUUUACAAGGAACCGAACCUUACUCCUUAUGUGAGAUACUGCGUAUCGAUGGCUGUACGCAAUCCGACUGGUGUAGGCCCCUUUUCAGAGGAACAUUGUAACAGAACUAAAAGUGCCAUCGCCCCUGCACCCGAGCUUCGCGAGGUAUCAACCGCAGCUGAUCACAGCGUCAUUGAAAUAACCCACCCCGACCCCACCAAAGGGUCUACUUGUAACCUACAAUGUCACUUUUAUGGAUGACCCUUCAAAUUAUGAGAAGAGGGACUUCGCUGUAGAGGGUGAACUGAAGCAGAAUAUUAAUAUCAGCGACUUGAAUAGCCAUACUACUUAUACUUUUAUCGUGAGCGCGAUAAACUCCGUAGGAAUGGUAGGUUUCCCCCAAGAGAUUAUGGUAACCACUCUUGAGUCUGUCCCAGAAGCUGCUCCGCACCUUUCAACUUGUGAUCUGACUGCAACUAACUCCACGCACUUCAAUGCGACUGUUAGCUGGGUUGGUGUACAUGAGGAUCAUAUAAAUGGUGUUAUUCAGAAUUACACCCUUCACCUUCAGAAAGUG
This is a messenger RNA of Bolinopsis microptera, 1787 nucleotides long. RefSeq lists its product as uncharacterized. Lineage: Eukaryota; Metazoa; Ctenophora; Tentaculata; Lobata; Bolinopsidae. Gene Ontology annotation, molecular function: protein binding. The coding region runs from base 61 to 1095 and encodes 344 amino acids. The record is from RefSeq and is a predicted model, not a curated record. The transcript has 14 exons.